This is a messenger RNA of Nasonia vitripennis (jewel wasp), 1743 nucleotides long. RefSeq lists its product as uncharacterized. The record is from RefSeq and is a predicted model, not a curated record. Bases 1 to 1743 code for a protein of 580 amino acids. Gene Ontology annotation, molecular function: RNA-DNA hybrid ribonuclease activity; nucleic acid binding. The transcript is spliced from 5 exons. Lineage: Eukaryota; Metazoa; Arthropoda; Insecta; Hymenoptera; Pteromalidae.
AUGUUGCAGAAAGUAGAAUACAGGUACAAAUUAAAAAAAGUUAACUGGGAAACAUUUUACGAUAUUUUGGAGGAACAUAAACAUUAUUUUAAUAGUUUGGAGUUUACUAACUCAGACAUUAUUUCUAAAUAUAAUAAUUUUGUUGAAUUCAUUGAUAAGACCAUUAUAGAUUCAUAUUCUAAAGACGAUGACAAACCUAUAAGCACCAGUAAUAUUAGACUCAGAAACAACUGCUCGUCUAGUAACCCACAAUGUAUUUGGUGGAACGAAGAAUGCUCUAAAGCGAUUCGCCUAAGAAAAAAUGCUCAACUAUCUAUUAAACACCGGUUUACAAUAGAACAAUUCAUAGAAGUUAAAAAAACGGAAGCUUUAGUAAGAAAAACUUUAAAAGAAGAAAAAAUGAAAUCGGUCAGAACUUUUUGUGAAUCAGUUAAUCCGCGAACAAAUAUUCGUAAGUUUUGGAACAAAAUUAAAAUGUACAAAAAUGGUAUCAAUAGAAUCCAAAAUUCUACAGGAAAUAAAAAACAGGAAAACAGUAUUAAAGACACAAUUGAGAGUUUGUGUUCCUCCAAAAUGAAUGUAGACAGGACUUUGAGAAACAUAAAUGGGAUGGAAGAACAAGAACAUGAUAGUUUUUUAGACUUUCCAUUCUCUUUUGAAGAGCUUCAAUUUUGUUUAAAUAACACAAAUACAAAAUCUUCCCCCGGAAUAGAUAAGAUAGAUUAUGAGAUCAUCUCAAACUUACCUGAAUUUUAUCAGAGAAUUCUACUCGAGCUUUAUAACGACAUAUUCCAUUGUAAAGUAUUUCCAGAAGAUUGGAAAUCGUAUUUAGUUAAAUUUAUUCCGAAAGGAACCUCAGACAAAGUGAGACCCAUAUCACUGGCCUCUUGUAUGUUAAAGGUUAUGGAGAGAUUAGUUAAAGAACGAUUAGAGUGGUGGUGCGAAACAAAUGGUUUUUUAGCACAGUCGCAAAUGGGAUUCCGAAAGGAUGAUAUAAGCAUAUAUAAUAAAGAAUCUAAUUUAAGUGUUGAAGAAAAGACACGCAAACUGGAGACGGAAGCAUCUAGAAUUGUAUUGUUUUUAAGAGAAAGAGGACUUGAAAUCGCCCCCGAUAAAUGCGUACUUGUAAUAUUUCAUGAUUCUAAUUAUAAUUAUUAUAAAGAUAUCCAAAUCAGUAUUAAUAAUAUAUCAGUGGGUACUUCUGAACAUGUAAAGUUCCUAGGCUUCGCCAUAUGGAGUGAAGAUCAAGACUUUAACAGUGCCUUUAAAAUACUUGAUAAAGCAUCAAUAUAUACGGCUGAAUGUAAAGCACUUAUAAAUGUAAUAGAUAAAAUCACAGUUGAACGGGAGUGUGAAUUCCUUGUGUUCUCUGAUUCACAAAGUGCCUUAUUAGCUUUAGCAAAUAAUAAAAAUAGGUGUUCUCCAUUAAUUGCAGAGCUUAGACAGAAACUUGCUUCUCGAGCUGAAGAAAAUGUUAAAAUUAAAUUAGUUUGGAUCCCAGCUCAUGCGGGCAUUAAAGGGAAUGAAACUGUAGAUAAAAUGGCUAAGAAUGCUGCAAUUGAUGGAAAACUUCUAAACGACCCAAUACCUUACUCAGACUUCUUUGCAAAUAUUAAGGAAACAUGUAAAAAAGAGAACCAAGAUAUAAUUACUAAUUUAGGAAAAAAGAAAGGAAUUUUUUACUUCGAAAAUUUUGGUGAUAUUGAAGGAGAGUUUAUCGACAAUAUUGAAUGUAAAAUUUAA